Leucoraja erinaceus (little skate) is the source of this 5311-nucleotide messenger RNA. Its product is annotated as ras-specific guanine nucleotide-releasing factor RalGPS1-like. The transcript is spliced from 20 exons. The record is from RefSeq and is a predicted model, not a curated record. Gene Ontology annotation, molecular function: guanyl-nucleotide exchange factor activity. Gene Ontology annotation, biological process: Ras protein signal transduction; positive regulation of GTPase activity. Lineage: Eukaryota; Metazoa; Chordata; Chondrichthyes; Rajiformes; Rajidae. The coding region runs from base 246 to 1919 and encodes 557 amino acids. Gene Ontology annotation, cellular component: plasma membrane.
UAAUAAUACUGCCACCAGUGGUGGAUCAAGUAAAUUCAGGGACGAGCAAGAGGCCACAAACACACCAGCCAAGGGAAGGCAGUGGGUUACGGAGCUGCAGCAGAUUACAGAGGCAGGGAGAAGCAAGACAAUGGAAGGAUUUGGAAACAAGGAUGAACAUUUUAAAACCAGGAUACAGUGCAAGUCAGGAGUGAAAGGGGAUCAGGACUUGGUCAAAUUUGAGCUACUAAUGUUCUAGGAAUAGUAUGGAGCCAACUGCAAGAGACAAAAUAAAUAUUGGACCAGAGAGCAGUCCAUCCGUGGCUUCCAUAGAAAAUGGAUCUCAGAACCUCGGGAAGAGCUUCGAUGCUGUUGUAUUUGAUGUUCUCAAGGUGUCUCCAGAACAGUUUGCAAGUCAGAUCACAUUGCUGGACAUUACUGUCUUCAAGUCCAUUCAGCCCGAGGAACUGUCUGGUUGCGCAUGGAACAAGAGGGGGAAGCAUGCGUUGGCUCCUAAUGUAGUAGCUUUUACCCAGAGAUUUAACCAGGUUAGUUUCUGGGUGGUCAGAGAAAUUCUCACCAAACAGAUGCUUAAAACAAGAGUUGACGUUCUCAGCCACUCAGUUAAAAUUGCAAAAAAACUGCAGGAACUCAAUAAUCUCCAUGGCUUGAUGGCGGUCAUCUCAGCUUUACAAAGCACACCAAUAUUCAGGUUGUCAAAAACAUGGAUGUUGCUGAGCAGGAAAGAUAAGGCUACAUUUGAGAAACUGGAGACUUUGAUGUCCAAAGAAGACAAUUACAAGCAACUAAGAACUUACAUCAACUGCUUGAGAAAUAAACCAUGCAUCCCAUAUUUGGGUAUACACUUAUCUGAUCUCACCUACAUUGAUGCGGCAUAUCCAUCUGCGGCAAGCAUUCUAGAAGAUGAGCAUCGCUGCGAUCAGAUCAACAACGUUUUGCGGGUUAUCAGUGACUUUCAGCAGUUCUGUGUAUACGAUCUUCCAUCAUUGCCUCAUGUCCAGAAGUAUCUGAAUUCUGCGAGAUACAUCGAGGAACUGCAAUCCUUCUUGGAACAAGACAACUACAGAUUGUCUCUGAUGAUCGAGCCUGUGUCAUGUACUCCAUAUCGUGUCUCCAGAAGAGAAGCUGAAGGCUCGCGCUCCACCACUGAGGCAGUUGAAUAUUCUGAUGGUGAUGCCACAGCCACCUGUCUCUGCCUGACGCAUCGUCAUAGGAAAUGGCAGCGUGCUGCUUACAACAGUAGACGGACAAGCAUCACGGACCCCAAGAGGGCAACGUUCCCAGGAAAUCGACCCCAAAGUCUCCUGGACGACAGUGUGAUGGAAGAUGGUUUGGUCUGUGAGAUGCAGACCAGGGGCCAACCUGCCUGUGACAACUCUCCAGAUUUCCAAGAAGAAAGUUGCGGUGAUGGUAAGGAAAGAUUAAGGCCGUCCUUUGAAAGGAAUCGACUCUAUCGUUCUCUGGGCCCCAUGUCAAGGGGAAUGCAGAGCUGCAGCAGGAGUUCAGCCGGACCUGUACUACCCGACAGUCAAGGAUGUGUAACCAUUGAAAGUGUUCUACGAAGGAAAACCGUCCUGAAGAAUGGCAAGAAACCACUGGUGGCAGUGUGGACGACAUAUUGGGUCGCACUCUGUGACCAUCAGCUAGUCUACUAUGGAGCCAGAAGCCUGAAAUCAACUGAAAGAGAACAGUUUAAGUCAAGUUACAGCAAGAGCUUGUCGAUCGUGGGUUGGAUACCUCUGCUGAUGGAUGACCCAGACAAUGUGGACAUGUUCCAGCUCACGGAUCCAGAACAUGGGAAUUCCUAUAAAUUUCAGGCAGGCAGCAAAAUGAAUGCCAUGCUGUGGUUCAAGCACAUGAGCAGGGCCUGCAAGAUCAACUGGAGGCAGCUUCCCACAAACUUAAUCUCUUUUGAAUAAGUAGAGGAAGACUGAUGGAGGAAGAGGUGGAGAUCGUGCCACAAUGUACAGAUUUAGAUGGAGGAUGGUGGAUGUUUGCUGUGCGUGUGCCUGGUCUGGGAUGCACAUGUAAUCUCGUGCCAUGUGGUUUAUCAGCCUGUCGAAACUUGUGUUGUGGAGCAGAUCCAGAGACUCGAGCGAUAAUAAUAUUCAAAGCGCCACAGUGGGAUGAGAUAAAACUGUCUGACCAAUUCUAUCCUCCAACUGGCCACUGUCCAACAAAGUCCUGAUGGAAAAUGAUGACUAACUAGCAGCAACAUUGGGCAAUUUGAUUUAGAUGUGGAUUUCUGAUUUUGUGACUGGAGGGAAUGGUUACCAAUCUUCUGGACUGGAGAUGUUUUUGCAGAGUCUGUGCAACGUGGCUGCUGCAGUGAGCAUUUCCUGGGGUUAAAUUUUCUCAGAUGUGGCUUUGAUCUUUAUUGCACAAAUGGUUUAAACGUGGGGAGGCUGGGGAUUAUUUGCUCUCUAAUUGAAAAGAGAAUCAAUGUCUCUUAUCAAAUUUAAGCUGCGAGAGGGAAGCACAAGUUGUCCUUGAGCCUCAGUUGCAGCAUUACUGCUGUGGGAUGGAGAAUGGUGUAUGGAAUCAUCCCCCACUCGGGUACCCUUCAAACAGUGGAACAUCUCAGAUUGGGAACAGCUAUCAGGAACAUGAGUCACUCGUAUGUAUCCAAGUAAUCAAGGGCAUGAUGAGCUGAAGGUUAACAUACUCUGCCAACACUGCACUGGUCCUAGCUGUCUUGGUCUUUGGCUUGGCUCUGCUUUUUGAUCUGUAUGGAACUGUUGAAGCACUUUGAAAGGAGCUCUGUCGAAACAGGAAAACAAAUUUGGCGUGAUGGGACAACAAUGUGACAUACAUACCUACAUGAAAGACUGGUGCCAAUGACUCAAAACAGAAAAAAAUGUUUAUUCCUUUUUAAAUCAACUCUAUGGCUAGUUUGUAUUCCCAUAAAGGGGCUGCAUUGGACAGCACAGCUUGUAAUAGUUUCUCCAGCUGUUGUUGGAUCUGUUGCUGCUGAAAAUGAACAUGACACCCUCUGUCCAUUUAUUGUGAGCCUCAAGGUUUCUACCUGCACAAACUAACCAGAGAUACAAACCUUUAAUAUUCCUGUCUGAAUUACAUUGAGUGGGAUGGGUGGGAUUUGAUUUUUUUCAACUAUAAACCCAUGCUUUAGCCUUACAGAUGAGGCUCUUGUAACUGCAGGUUUAAGGAUUCAGAAUUCUAACUGGGAUACUAAUUCUACUUCAGCCACUGCUCCCCUAAUAUAGCUUCCUCCUCAACAAUGCACAGCUAACCUUGUUGGGUGGUGUCAUUAAACACAAGAUUCAUUUCCAGGAUCUUAACAGCUCUGGCGUUGACCCCUAUUGUGGCAUCAAUAUGACAAGUGUUGGAGCACGAUAAUAUUGUAACGGGUGCACAAACCUGGUGCUUUCUCUCCAUCCCAGCACAGUUGCUAAUUCUGUAAACUUUCAUUCCAUGACCUUUUGCCAUAAUGAUUUGGCUCUUUUAGCAGUUAUCCAGUAAGCUUUACAAUUUGUUGGAGAACCUGUAGCUGUAGGUUGUCCGUUAACUAUCUUGUUUCCCUCAUCUCGGAUAUUUAUUUUAAAACAAAUAAAUGAAAAUAGACAUCAUUACCCCUAUGAUUUUUAUCUUACCCGUGCCAGUUUGCUAGCAGGAGAUCUUGAGUUCCUGGAGGGGUGGUCAAACUGGUUCCUCUACUACUUUUGGUUUGAUUUAUAGCUUGUAUCCUUUGAAAGACACAAAAAACCAGAGUAAUUCAGCAGGUCAGCCAGCAUCUCGAGAACAUAGAAAGAUGAUGUUUCGGGUCGGGACCCUUCAGACAAAAAUCUAAGGCUGAAGAGUCCCAACCUGAAACCUCACCUAUCCAUGUCCUCCAGGGAUGCUGCCUGACCCGCUGAGUUACUCCAGCAUUUUGUGUCGUUCCUUGGUAAACUAGCAUCUGUAGUUCCUUGUUUUAAUAGGUGAAGAUUUGACCCCACCACAUGGGAGUGAUGCUUGUAUUUGGAUGUUAGCCCUGUACUGAUUGAGCAGGCAAUUAAUUACAUGGGAAGUCUCAGUAGCCUGUGGUUUAUACAUCAUUCAGGAGUGACGAGCCUAUGUUUGUUCAAUAAGUUGCCCCUUGUAAUCUCCUCCAUCCUAUUCCACCAAUGUGCUCUUCCCACACUUAGCUCCUGAGUGUCUGCCAAAUGUGUGUGGCACUAAAGGGCACAGCGCUGGAGUAACUCGGCGAAAUGAUGCCUGAUCUGCUAAGUUACUCCAGCACUUUGUGUCUUUUUGUAUAAAUCAGCAUCUGCAGUUCUUUGCUUCUAUGUGAUUGUGGCACUGCCUGGGGUGAAAGAGAUGCUGUUCCUGGGAAAUUGAUCUUAUUUGUUUUGCUUUACAAUUGUAAGGCUGCAAUUGGAAAAUAAUAUGAAUCAUUCAAAUAGAUUUGAAUCUUUUUUUAAAUUGCCAGGCCUCUUUGUUUUGCAGUCCACAUAUUAUACUGAAGGAUGUUAUUUAAUUUAUAUCCUGUCUGCAAUGGCCCUGGCACUUUCGAUCUCUUAUCACCACUACAUAAUGUUUGAUUUAGUUCACUGCUGCACUGAUGACAUUAAAUAUUGCUCGGCGUCUGCUUGCACCGUUCUCUUUCCAGCCUCCUCUCACUAAAACCACAUCCAUAAUUACCAAAUUAGUGGGACACCACCCAGCAAAAGCCCUAGAUCGAAACUCUGUGGUAGUAGUGAGUGAAUGUGUUUCAUGGAUGAUUAUGCUUGUUAGGGAAGGGUGAUUGAUUCUGUGUGGGCGGUGAUAAUCGGGUACACUUGUUUAGUGUGUGAAUUGUGAGAGAUUUUGGGUUUGGCAUUCUCACUGCCUAUGCUCCCCUGAGAGCCAGUGACUGCAGAGGGCUGUAAUGCAAAGGAAAUAUAAUUAAAAUAUGCAGAUGUUCAUCUGACCCUGACAUCCUGUGAUCUGAGAGUCCAGGCAUUGAUAAAUGAUGGAGAGGAAGGAAGGAGGGAGCCUAAAUAUUUCCAGCACCUCGGUGUUUGAUGGGUUCAUUGGUUCUGCAGGGAAUGUGGGAACUUUGCACCUUUGCACUGAGAUUACCUUGUUAUUAAAACUGCGAGCAUUGGCAGCAGGAUUUCAGCUAGAGACGAGGAACAUGGGGUUGCCAUAUUUUAACUCUAAUGAUGCAUAAUAAAAAUGGAGUUAUGUUUUGUAUUACAAACAAUGCCUUAAAUCGGAGCCUUUGGGCACAAUAAAGAAUUUGUAAAUGUAUCCUCACUUGUAUCUAACAUGUAUUAAUAUUAACAAUCCUUGGUAUUUUUAUAUAAAAAAAGAAUAAAUGUUUGUGAUG